Messenger RNA from Coregonus clupeaformis (lake whitefish), 2574 nucleotides. RefSeq names its product septin-4-like. Gene Ontology annotation, biological process: cytoskeleton-dependent cytokinesis; regulation of exocytosis. Bases 33 to 1685 code for a protein of 550 amino acids. The transcript is spliced from 12 exons. Gene Ontology annotation, cellular component: cell division site; septin ring; microtubule cytoskeleton. Lineage: Eukaryota; Metazoa; Chordata; Actinopteri; Salmoniformes; Salmonidae. The record is from RefSeq and is a predicted model, not a curated record. Gene Ontology annotation, molecular function: GTPase activity; molecular adaptor activity; GTP binding.
GGCCACUCUCCGGACCGGCUCCCGGUGAGGGCAUGAAGAGCUGGUUGAGAGGAGGCAAGAGAGCCAGGCUGUUACAUCUCAUACAGGGUACUGAGUGCACUGUAGCCCCAGUAGCAAUGGAGGACAGUGACCAUGAGGCUCACUCAUCAUCAGAUGACCUGGACUCCCCACCGCCAUCCCCUGGCCACACCAGGGACCACCACCAUGAGGCCGAACAGCACUCAAGCCAUUCCAAGGAUGACUCUGAAGACUCUGAGUUGGAGAACAUCAUGCAACAAGACCCCCACCACAACGGGGGCCACCCACACCCCCACCAGCCUCCGCCCGGCUAUGAGCACAGCCCCGACCCGGUGGACAGGGAGGCGGAGGGGGGCGACAGCCCCCCCAACACCCCCGGGAUGCCCACCUCUGGAACCCCCACCUUUUUGCGCCCCCCCACGGCGGGUGGCAGGGCCCAGUCAGACAACCAGGGCAUAGGGAGGCUGCAGCUGGGUGGAGGUGGGAUGGUGGAUCACUAUGACAUGCAGUCUCCCCUCAGUCCCACCAGGCCCAAGAGCCCCUGGGGCCGCUUUGACCCCUAUGACUUUCCACAGGACCAAGACAAGGAAUACGUGGGCUUUGCCACACUGCCAAACCAGGUGCACCGUAAGUCUGUCAAGAAGGGCUUUGACUUCACCCUGAUGGUAGCAGGGGAGUCUGGUCUGGGGAAGUCCACCCUGGUCAACAGCCUCUUCCUCACAGACCUCUACAAGGACAGGAAGCUACUCAAUGCUGAGGAGCGGAUAACUCAGACAGUGGAGAUAACUAAACACACAGUGGACAUUGAGGAGAAGGGCGUCAAGCUGAAGCUCACCAUCGUAGACACCCCUGGCUUUGGAGACGCUGUCAAUAACACUGAAUGCUGGAAGUCAGUGGCGGACUACAUCGACCAGCAGUUUGAGCAGUACUUCAGGGACGAGAGUGGACUGAACAGGAAGAACAUCCAGGAUAACAGAGUCCACUGCUGCCUCUACUUCAUCUCUCCCUUCGGACACGGUCUGAGGCCUCUGGAUGUGGAGUUUAUGAAGGCCCUUCAUGAGAAGGUCAACAUUGUGCCAAUCCUGGCAAAGGCAGAUACACUCACACCCACCGAGGUCAAGAAAAAGAAAUUCAAGAUCCGAGAGGAGAUCCAGCAGUUUGGGAUUAAGAUCUACCAGUUCCCAGACUGUGACUCUGAUGAGGAUGAGGACUUCAAACAGCAGGAUCAGGAGCUCAAGGACAGUAUACCGUUUGCAGUGAUCGGCAGCAACACAGUCGUGGAGGCCAAAGGGAAGAGGGUCCGGGGUCGUCUCUACCCCUGGGGCAUCGUGGAAGUGGAGAACUCUGCGCACUGUGACUUUGUGAAGCUAAGGAACAUGUUGGUGAGGACACACAUGCAGGACCUGAAGGAUGUGACACGGGAGACCCACUAUGAGAACUACAGGGCUCACUGCAUCCAGAGCAUGACCCGCAUGGUGGUGAAGGAACGCAACCGCAAUAAACUGACCAGGGAGAGUGGCACAGACUUCCCCAUCCCUGUGAUACCAAGUACCACAGACACAGAGACGGAGAAGCUGAUCCGAGAGAAAGAUGAAGAGUUGCGGCGAAUGCAAGAGAUGCUAACAAAGAUCCAGGAACAGAUGCACACGCAGAAGGAGGCCUAUUAACCAAGGCUACUACUAGAACCCCCAUCCCUCUGUAAAUACAGGCUUUCUUUCCCUUCUUUCCACUACUAGGGUGGGCAUCUCUAGUACCACUCUACUCUACUCCAGUCCACAAACAUUGUCUACUCCAGCCCAUCCAACCUCAACAGCCACCACUCCUCAUUUAGUCAAUUACCCUCACUAUCAGAGACUGAUCCAAGACCAGGCAUGAGGCAUUCACAGACAGGAGGUGGUGUGGUGAGAAGUUUCCUCCUCUUCCAACAGCAUGGAAGUCCACACCUGUUGUGGAAACUCUGACGGUAACAACGGGCACCCCUGUCGAGCGCCAUUGCUAGAGCACAACACCGGGACGGACAGCACCGACCUAACCACCUGCUUGUCCUUACAGGUUUACGGCCGGGUCCUGCCUGCCUGCCUUCCACCCAUAGUUUACCUGUGGUCUUGUCUUGAACUUUUUGCCUUCCAGUUCGUUGCUAAUACUUCAAUGUUCCUUGAUGUUUCUUCUUAGUGAACUCUAACCCUGACAUUGGUUAAGGGGUAGACUGUAGCGCAUGUGUUGUCCUGUCCCUCUGCUAGGUGUUUGAAAGUUUAUAUCAUAACAAGUUUAGAUGUGUGGUCUUAACCACCCUAGACAAGGUAUGUUGUGAGGGAGGUUGGCCUGCCAGAUUUGUAUUUUUUUUACUACAAUGUUACAUUUGUAAACAUGUUUGUUACAGGAUUGCAUCUAUCACUUGUAAUUAUUUUAUUUGCAUUGCUACACAGAAUAGCGAGAAAUUCCUUGUCGUGGAAUGAAUGAAUAAUUUUUUUAUUUUUUAUUUUAUUUUUACAAAUGUUACUGAUGUACUGUUGUGUGUUUUUGGACAAAUGUACACUAUCGUUCAAAAGUUUGGGG